UAUUGGCCCGUACUGGAAGCAGCUUAAGCCCCCCGUGAGCCUGAUCUGAGUCAUUUGCAGAUGUGUGUGUGUUCUUAGGUGCGAGAGAGUUGGCAGGUAUUUUUAGUGUUCGACCCUUCGCUGUUUUUGUUUUGGGCCCUUUAUCUUAGUUUUUCUUCGUAUACUUCUAGCUUUGUUAUGAUUAUGCAAAUCUCAAACAGCGACAGGUGAAUGAAUAAUUAUUACAUCGAACGAAGACCAUGUAAAACUUGAAAUGUUUAGAAAAGCCGGUUAGAUAUGUAUGUAUAAGACCAGGGCCGCCGAGCAAGUCGCGAAUAUUUUGUUUUCAUUUUUGAUCCAGUAUCUUGUGGAUUUCCUUAAACAAUCAUUGAUUAAACGGCUUAAUGCCACGUCUCGAGCUCACUAUAUGUCUAAGCAUUCAUAGUUUGUAAUUUCAGUGUUGCAAUAUUAUUUAUUGGUUUAAUCUUUUAAACUUUAAGUUGGCAUUUAUUAUAAGAUUGCUAUACCUACAGACUAUAUAUUUUUAAUGAUUUUAUAGUUACAUACUAGUAACUAUCUACAAUCGGGCGAUAUAGUGAUCAAUUAAAGAAAAUUUUAUUAUCUACGUUCUACAAACACUUUUUUGGGCAAAAAUAAAUUUAUAACUGGAUCAAAUAUACACGUUCGUAUAUAUAAAUGUACAUACAUUAGUUUUUAAAAGUCUGAUUAAACAUAUAAAGUGCAUGUCGAAAGAUAUUAAAGAUAAAUGUAGGUGGGCUUGGCCUGAGUGUGAGUGAAAUCACUUUUUUUGGGAGUAUCAAGUAUGUAUAUGAUCUAGUUUCGUGUUGUUUUUACAGAUGUCGCGAUCAUUAUCUACUCAUUAUGUAAUAUACAACAUAUUUACUAAAGAUAAGAUAGAGCACCAUGUAGUUACCGAUUUUAAAUAAUCCAUUCAAUAGGGAAUACCGGUCUUCGGCCAACAAUCGAGCCGAGUCACGAACUCCUCAGUUUUUGAACCAUCACUAGUUGGUUAAGGUUCACCUUCGGUCACGUGCUGGCCAUCUCUAAUGUCCAGGCGAUCUGGUUUCGGGUUGUUUUUGUAUAUCUGAAUCUUUAUCCUGGCCACACCACUUUAUACACACGCACACUACCGCUCUGCGAGUGAGGCUAACUGUGUGUGUAUGCACCCCAAUCUUACCGCUUACCUUUUGUUGUUGCAUUCCGCCUCCAGUGCGCUUCGUUCGCUCAUUUCGCCGUGCGGCGAAAACAACGCAUCGUUGAUAGUACCAAACUCACACACACACUCACUCUUACCCUAUACUCACACGCAUGUGUAUCUGUGAAAAUACAUGCAGUUGUGUUAUCAAAGAAGGCAAUUCAGUCGCGUGUUAUGUGUAUAUCCGAAACUAAGGAACAUCCGCAUCUCCGUGUUUCCAAUCCCGCAGGACAAAUAGCCAAGAAGCUGCAGCCGGCCCAAAGCAAAUCCGAGAUGGAGGGUGGAGGAAAACCCAUGGCAGUGGUGUACGCCACGGGCUCAUCGGCGCGCAACAGCGGAAGUUCUAGCGGCAUCGGCAACGUGGGACGCAUGGGCGCCUUCAGUCAGAUGGGCUCCAGCAAUCAGGGACAGUUUAUACGGCUACAGGACAACGGCCUGGUUAUUCCAAAAUCAGAAGCAGGUUCCACGUACACCACUGUUUCGGCGCAAAAAACUUCAGGGACGACAGGCAGUGGCCUGUACGACGUGAUAAAGGGGGAUCGCUAUGUGAAGUUUACGCCAAACAAUCCCAUGAAAAUCAAAUCAAAACUCCAUGCCAUUCAGAGCAACUCCUUGCACUCCAUGUCCGCCUCCACAUCGUCCAUUCAAAGAAAGCGCAAGCCGGACAAGGCCGGCAAGGGAUUGCGCCACUUCUCGAUGAAGGUCUGCGAAAAGGUGGAAGAGAAAGGCAAAACCACCUACAACGAGGUGGCCGACGAACUGGUCAGCGAGGAGAUGAAAAACAAUGCGUACGACAACUGUGAUCAAAAGAAUAUCAGACGUCGUGUCUACGAUGCGCUCAACGUACUGAUGGCAAUCAAUGUUAUAUCCAAGGACAAGAAAGAGAUCCGCUGGAUAGGGCUGCCCGCCAAUUCGGCCGAGCAAUUUCUGGCCCUGGAAGAGGAAAACAACCUGCGCCGCGAGCGCAUUAAACAGAAGAGAGAAAUGCUGAAAGAAAUGGUCAUGCAGCAUGUGGCGUUUAAGGGAUUGGUAGACCGGAACAAGCGGAAUGAGAGCCAGGGCGUGGUGCCUUCUCCGAAUGCCUCGAUCCAGCUGCCGUUCAUCAUUGUAAACACGCACAAGUCCACCAAAAUCAACUGCAGUGUGACCAACGACAAGUCCGAAUACAUAUUCAAGUUCGACAAGACGUUCGAAAUGCACGAUGACAUUGAGGUGCUCAAGCGCAUGGGUUUCUUGUUGGGUCUGGAUAAGGGCGAAUGCACGCCGGAGCACAUUGAACGAGUCAAGUCGUGGGUGCCUCCAAACCUCGCCAAAUACGUGGAAGCCUACGCCACUGGAAAAACUGGCGAAUCCAUGUGCGAAUCGGACGACGAGGACAACGAGUUAAACGAGUACCCGGAGUCAGCCAAUGAAUCCCAGAGCUUUGCACAACACUCGGCACAACACAGCAACGAUGCCGAGUUUAAGCUGGAGAUGGAUGAUGACGAGCUGGACGACGAAAUCGAUUGAGCUGACUGUGCCGCCGACAUUGCGCCAGCCAUGGCCGAUGCGGACGCGGAUGCGGAUGGAGGAGCAGAUGCAGAUGCGGAGGAUACAUUUAGUUUUACGUUUAUCAACGCUUUGUUAGGUUUGCCACGCCCCCCCGGUUAGGCGCGAGCCCCUCUCCACUCCACUCAACACCCAAUCCGACCCACCCAUACAAUUGGUUUUGUUUACUUCUUAAUGAGACUCUAUUAAAUUAUACAGCUCGCAUAGACGAGAAAAGAAAAUUCGGUAGUUCAUGUAUGUACGUGUAGUUCACAUACACAGUUUGUACUUGUAUCAUUGAAGAUUUAUGUUUAAGCUCAAACGUUUUUAAAAUAAUUUGUCUAGUUAAGCAGAACCCGUAUUUUAGUGCAAACCACAUUUCAUAUUUGGCAAUCCCGCGAAUCCACAGGCCCAAGCUAAUGUUCACUCUCUUUUUAGUUGUUAUGAGUCUCCCUUUUCCCCACAUGCCUUUUCUUGUUUGGGUAGGCAUAAGUGAAAACGAUAAUGUUAUGGGUAAUUAAUUGUCUCUUAAUAAUAUAAUAUACCAAAAUUGUACACAUAACAGCAAUGAAAUGCAAUUAUUUUUAGAAUGCCACAAGCAGUUUGAACUGCAGACAAGAACGAACAUAUGAAAUAUGUUUAAUUUGCUUACACCUUUCGAUAAAACAAUCAUGUUUUUAUUUCUCAAAACCCACAGUUUAAGUUGACAACGGAGAGCAGAUAAUUGCGAAAUAAUCAACCUACCUAAUUAGUAAUAACAAUUAAAACGAGAUAUACAUUUUCAGAAUUUGUAUUUAUAUUAUUGAACCUUCUUCAAGUGAAUACAAAAAGCAUACAAAUACAAAUUAGUAGAAAGUCAAGUAUAAGGCGUUAACAAUUAAGUGUCGAGCAUGUAGUUGUGUAAUAAAUCGAAAUAAUUAAUUGCAUGGAUGCAAAGGAAAUUACAAACAAGUAAGACGAAAUCGAACCGAGUGACAAGUUAAUAAAGUAAUUUGCAUAUUGUAAAAUAUGAUAAAUCAAGAA
Drosophila rhopaloa is the source of this 3745-nucleotide messenger RNA. RefSeq names its product transcription factor Dp (gene Dp). The coding region runs from base 1370 to 2704 and encodes 444 amino acids. Gene Ontology annotation, biological process: regulation of transcription by RNA polymerase II; regulation of cell cycle. NCBI's taxonomy places the organism in Eukaryota, Metazoa, Arthropoda, Insecta, Diptera, Drosophilidae. Gene Ontology annotation, cellular component: nucleus; transcription regulator complex. The transcript has 9 exons. Gene Ontology annotation, molecular function: RNA polymerase II transcription regulatory region sequence-specific DNA binding; DNA-binding transcription factor activity, RNA polymerase II-specific. The record is from RefSeq and is a predicted model, not a curated record.